Messenger RNA from Linum trigynum, 3387 nucleotides. NCBI's taxonomy places the organism in Eukaryota, Viridiplantae, Streptophyta, Magnoliopsida, Malpighiales, Linaceae. The record is from the annotation of a GenBank genome assembly.
UGUCUUCUUCUUCUACCACUCUACCCCUUUCCUUGUCUACUACCUCUUGCUCUGCUCUCCAUUUUUUCUGCACCUAUCUUACCUUGGCUCACUGCGGCGACGAAGCGCAAGAGCUGUAAUUUUGGUGAAACUACAAAAUUUACAAAGAGAAAGAGAGUGAAAGUUGCAGCCCACUAGUGUUGUCCAGUAGUACCUGUUAACUAUAUAUAUGAUGAUCAAGCACAUAGCAGGAGAGGGGCCAGAGCAAACGCAAACCAGCCAGGUCCCUCUCCCUCCGCCGCCCCCCGGUCCUACCCUUCAAUUCUGUGCGGCAUUCCUCCUCCCGCCAAGACACAUCCAUCUUCAUUUUUCUAGCCGCCUGCCUUCUUUCUACUGAUUGAGAAUCUGAAACGUUCAUUCUGUGGCAAAUGGCGAGGAGGAGCAGGGUUUUGAUGAUAUGGGUCUGGACGGUGGUCGUCGGGAUACCGGCGGCGAAUGGGUGGUUCCCUGGGGAGCAAGCUUAUGAAGAAGCUGAAGAGGCGGCGUUAAUCUACACCAAUGCCACUGCUGUUUACUCCUCCAAGUUUCACGGUAAUGAAUCCAAAGCCAGUUACUCUCCACUGAUGGUCGGUCUCACCCUCAUCCAUGCAGCUGCGGCCACUGGAGCUGUUUGCUUGGAUGGAACUUUGCCUGGCUAUCAUUUACACCGCGGAUAUGGCUCUGGAGCAAACAGUUGGCUCAUCCAAUUGGAGGGAGGAGGGUGGUGCAACAGCAUUAGAACCUGUGUUUACCGCAAAACUACAAGACGUGGGUCAUCUAGAUACAUGGAGAAGCACUUGGCCUUUACGGGGAUCUUGAGCAAUAGAGCUGAACUAAACCCUGAUUUUUUCAACUGGAAUCGAGUGAAGGUACGGUACUGUGAUGGUGCUUCGUUUCUCGGCGACAGUGAAAACAAGGCAGCACGGCUGCAAUUUAGAGGGCAGCGCAUUUGGGUAGCUGCAAUGCGAGAUCUUUUGUCAAAGGGAAUGCGCAAUGCCCACCAGGCUCUUCUUUCAGGAUGCUCGGCUGGGGGCCUGGCUGCUAUUCUACACUGCGACGAGUUCAGGGAAUUGUUCCCCAGGACAACCAAAGUGAAGUGCCUGAGUGAUGCUGGCCUGUUUCUUGAUUCACCCGACAUAGCUGGGGUCCGUACUCUCAGGAACUUGUACAGUGGUGUAGUGAAGUUGCAGGGGGUGGGAAAGAAUCUGCCUCGUCUGUGCACCAGCCAUCUGAAUCCAACUCUGUGCUUCUUCCCUCAGCACAUAAUUGCUACCGUAAAAACGCCGCUGUUCCUUCUCAAUGCGGCUUAUGAUUCGUGGCAGAUCCAGUCCAGUUUAGCUCCACCAUCUGCUGAUCCCCAUGGCUACUGGAAUGGUUGUAGAAAGAACAAUGCAAAAUGCACUCCAUCACAGAUAAAAUUUCUGCAAGGGUUCAGGUAUCGAAUGUUGAGAACCGUAAGAAGAUUCUCAAUGUCCAAGGCGAACGGGAUGUUCAUAAACUCGUGCUUCGCCCACUGCCAAACGGAGAGACAGGAUACCUGGUUUGCGGAUUAUUCUCCUGCCAUCCGGAAUAAGGCUAUUGCUCUAGCAGUUGGGGAUUGGUAUUUUGGGCGUUCAGCAGCGAGAGCUGUCGACUGUGCGUAUCCAUGUGACCGUAGUUGCCACAAUUUGGUUUUCAAAUGACAGGCAAAAGCUCUGCAAGACUGCAACCAUAUGUAUCAAUUGUUUAUGCACCACCUAUCCCAUUCGUUAUAUUACGUUGGUCGUUGGAAUGAAGGAAAAAAAGGGUGGUAUAGCUAUAGAAUAAGUGCAGCAGUCCAGCCCAUUUAGCUUAGUGGUUCAGAGUCCAUGGUGGGUAGCCCAAGCCCAAGAUAAACUGUCCUUUAAAUGCUACGGCUGGGGGAUGGACAUUCUGUCUGGUUUAGUGUGGAAGCAUAAGAAGAUGAGAGCUGUCAUAAUCUGUCUGGUAUUAUGUGAGUUGUAAACCACUCCCCUUCCCCAAAAGAUGAGGGGAACAAUGGAGCAUAAAUGUUAGCUUAUGAAUAUCUUUUUGUGUGAAAUUAUGUGAUGGCUGGAAUCAAUGGCGCUUUUGUUUCUUUUCCUGAACAUGGGAAGGGAAAUCAGAGGGGAUGAGAUAAAUGGCGGAUGUAGGAUUCGAAACUAUUUCUAUACUUUUCUAUAAUUUAAAUAUAUAAAUAUUUAAUAAAUAAAAUUUAAAUGAAUAAAAUUUAAAUAAUUCAUUCCUAAAUAGAGAAAUAACUGACUAAUCUAAUUAUUUUUUUGCAUAAACAACCACAACGAGUUUUCAUAUUAUGUAAAACUUAUAAAAUACAUUCAUUGUUUACACUCUUAAGUGAGCCUCUUUCAGUAUCCCACAAAACAAUCAUUAACAAAUUGAUCGUCAAUUUGACUUCGAAACUUAUUCUUAAUAUAGCUUAAUGUAAAAAUGAUCUAGCUUAAUGUAAAAAUGAUCUUUCUACAUAUACUGACUGAUAAAACUUAUGCACUUUUGUCUCCACCAUGAUCUGAGAUAAUUUAUCAAUUCAUUUCCAUCCAACAAAUCUCUCAUAAGCCUUAACAUAAUGAUAAUAUAACCCAAAUUGUUGUCGAAUAGUGGUAUCACGAAUGAAACCAAUAAAUUAAUUAUAUUUUUUUAAUUAAUGAAUAAGUCAUCUACACAAUAAAUAAAAAGCCAAAUGAGAAAACUUGAAGCCCCAUUUCAAAUUUCCUGCAUCUAGAGUGAAAGUAGGAAGGACAUUUUAGUCUUCACAAUUACUUUUUUUAUUCAUUAAAAAGAUACUUACUAGGAUUCAAACCAUGAACACUUUAAAGAAAAGCAAAGAUCAUAACCAAUCACAUUAAGUACAUUUGUUGUAUCUUUUUAAAUUAAAAACAUAUAAUCGCAGAGAGGAAAAAACUCUUCCCCCAUUUCAAAUUCCUAGCUCCAUGAGCGUUUGUAAGAAGGGUAGAAUAGGGAGUGUCAAUUUUUUUUUCUCUGUGGAACGGGCCAACUUAUCGUACACAUGCGGAUUUAAACGGGUCCAGGAGUGUCAAUUUUUUACUUUAAGUCCUUUUAUUUCUCCGUGGUGGUAAAAUAUAUAUGAAAAGGCAAAAAACAAUACUCCUUUUAUUGCUAAAAAGAAAAAAAAAAUUAACAAUAAACUAAUGCAUGGAUUCUAAUGAGCUAAUCGUUAAUCAUAAAAUAAAAGAGUUGAAUGGGCCUGACCUACACGGGAUUUGCCCAUAAAGUAAAACAAAUGAACAUCAUGGGUUUGUCAUUUUAAAACAAGUUAUUUUCUCUAGCAUAAUAUAUAUUAUGCUAUUAUUUUAUAUCUUAGUGGCUAAAAUAUAAUAUAUUUUAAAGUUAUUC